This is a messenger RNA of Cephus cinctus (wheat stem sawfly), 1314 nucleotides long. Its product is annotated as activating signal cointegrator 1 complex subunit 1. Gene Ontology annotation, molecular function: RNA binding. Gene Ontology annotation, cellular component: nucleus. The coding region runs from base 149 to 1213 and encodes 354 amino acids. Gene Ontology annotation, biological process: regulation of DNA-templated transcription; DNA alkylation repair. The transcript has 6 exons. Lineage: Eukaryota; Metazoa; Arthropoda; Insecta; Hymenoptera; Cephidae. The record is from RefSeq and is a predicted model, not a curated record.
UAUUGCCUAAAAUCAUAGCGUUGUGCAUCUCCCUACUCAUCUUUGUCUAUACUUUGCAAGGAUACCAUACGUAAUACGUAAUUUUGGUUGGAUAUGUGAGAAAUGAGAAACUUGUUUCUCUAUUUGCAUUUAUCCUUCACAAGUAGAAAUGGAUGUAACUGAGCCCAAGAUUGUCUUUGUUGAGGGCCGACGAUAUCGGGUGUUUGAAAGUGAGGCGUGGUCGAAGGAUCGUGGACGAUCUACGUAUGAUGAAGAAUCUUAUGAGCCUGGUGAUGAUAGCGUUAUUGAUGAAUGUAAUGACGAGCAGAUUGUCAUAGUACCGACAUCAGAUGGACAUUUUAAACAUGAGUUUUACGUGCCCAAACCCUAUUUCCCAUUUAUCAUUGGUGUGAAACAUGCGACGCGCAAAAAGUUUGAAUCUGAUACUGCAACUUCUAUAUCAAUACCAAAACUGGGUUAUGAUGGAAAUAUAGUAAUAAGAGGUCGCAGUCGACGGGGAAUCAUCAGCGCGAGAAGACGAAUCGAUCUUUUAAUAGAAUCAAGCACAAAAUCAUUGCCUGUAACCCAUUUCUUGUCAAUACCAAUGUUUGGGGAUUCCAUACGUCAGAACUUCAAUGCUUUCAAGGAAGAUGUUCUUAGGAAUAGUAAAACAAAUGCAGUAGGGGUGGAUGAGGAUAUUUUUCAACGGCCGCAUUUAUUGCAUCUUACUUUAGUCUGUCUCAUUCUGUUGGAUGAAAAGGAACAUAAACAAGCAAUUGAAACAUUUAACGCAUGUGAGACAGAAAUUGUUAGACCUUUCCUCCGUGAAAAUGGACCGAUUUCCAUCAAGUUACAAGGAGUUGAAUGUAUGAAUGACGAUCCGUCUGAUGUAAACGUUUUAUAUACAAAAAUACAAACAAAAGAUGACAAUCUGAACAAAUUAGUUGAUGAAAUUUAUGAAUAUUUUUAUCAGACAGGGUUAACACGCAGGGAAUACAAAACUAUUAAACUUCAUAUGACUAUAAUGAAUUCAGCAUUCAAAUUUAAAGGUGAAACACAACCAAGUUACAAGAAGCGAAAAUCGUUUGAUGCAACUGAGAUCAUAAAGGCUCACAAAGAUACAUAUUUUGGUGAAGUUAAUUUAGAAAGCAUUCAUCUUUCACAACGUGGCACAUCAACUGAGGAUCAUUACUAUCGAGCGAGUGCCGAGAUGAAUCUCAAAGACUGUUACUGAUCUAUGCACAGACAUAAUUUUUGUAAUUUCGCUAUAGUAUACAGUUAUACAUACAUUAGUUUCAAUGUAAAAUAACUUACAAUAAAUUCCGCAAAGAUUAA